CGGCUCUUACCUUAUAAAGGCGUCGGCCGGGCGGUCUCCUCCCUGAGUGCGUCCGGAGCAGCAGCGGCUACGGUAUUCACUUCACCUGUCAGCUGUCUGUCCGUCUACCGCCGGCAUGUAUCGCUACCUGGGGGAGCUGGUGACCCGAGGAGGGGGAGCCCUGGCCUCCUGCGCCGCUGAGACUGCGCUCCCGGCCGCCUCCGCUCUUCCUCUCCGCCGCUACAGCCAGGCCGUGGACCAGGAUGACGACCCCAACUUCUUCAAGAUGGUGGAGGGCUUCUUCGACCGGGGCGCCGGCAUCGUGGAGGACAAGCUGGCGGAGGAUCUGAAGACCCGGGAGACCGACGAGCAGAAGCGGGUCCGGGUCAAGGGCAUCCUGCGCAUUAUCAAGCCCUGCAACCACAUCCUGAGCGUCAGCUUCCCCAUCAAGCGGGAUAACGGGGAGUGGGAGGUGGUGGAGGGAUACCGGGCGCAGCACAGCCAGCACCGGACACCCUGCAAAGGAGGUAUCCGGUACAGCACAGACGUCAGUGUUGAUGAGGUGAAGGCCUUGGCUUCCUUGAUGACCUACAAAUGUGCGGUAGUAGAUGUGCCUUUUGGUGGAGCCAAAGCUGGAGUCAAAAUUAAUCCUAGGAACUACUCGGAUGCAGAGCUGGAAAAGAUCACCAGGAGGUUCACGAUAGAGCUGGCAAAGAAAGGCUUUAUUGGACCUGGUAUUGAUGUCCCUGCCCCUGACAUGAGCACCGGAGAGAGGGAGAUGUCCUGGAUAGCCGACACUUACGCCAACACCAUUGGGCACACGGAUAUUAAUGCUCACGCCUGCGUGACCGGUAAGCCGAUCAGCCAAGGAGGCAUUCACGGACGUGUCUCUGCCACCGGUCGGGGGGUCUUCCACGGCAUCGAGAACUUCAUCAAUGAGGCUUCCUACAUGAGCCAGCUUGGGAUGACUCCUGGCUUCGGAGACAAGACCUUUGUCAUUCAGGGUUUUGGCAACGUGGGUCUUCACUCCAUGCGCUAUCUCCACCGUUUUGGUGCCAAGUGCAUUGGCAUCGGUGAAAUUGAUGGCACCAUCUGGAAUCCCAACGGCAUCGACCCUAAAGAGCUGGAAGAUUACAAGCUGCAACACGGAACGAUAGUUGGCUUCCCGAAGGCCCAGCCCUACGACGGAAACAUCCUGGAAGCAGAUUGUGACAUCCUUAUCCCGGCAGCCAGCGAGAAACAGCUGACCAAGUCAAAUGCCCAUAGGAUAAAAGCCAAGAUCAUUGCAGAAGGUGCUAACGGUCCUACAACACCCGAAGCUGACAAGAUCUUCCUUGAAAGGAACAUCAUGGUCAUUCCAGAUCUGUACUUGAACGCAGGUGGUGUCACCGUGUCCUACUUUGAGUGGCUGAAAAACCUCAAUCAUGUCAGUUACGGCCGCUUGACCUUCAAAUACGAGCGCGACUCAAACUACCAUCUACUCAUGUCUGUUCAAGAAAGUCUAGAGCGGAAGUUCGGCAAACAUGGCGGCUCUAUCCCCGUGGUGCCAACAGCUGAGUUCCAGGCCAGAAUAUCUGGAGCUUCCGAGAAGGACAUCGUUCAUUCCGGUCUCGCCUACACCAUGGAGCGCUCUGCAAGACAAAUCAUGCGCACGGCCAUGAAGUACAACCUGGGCUUGGACCUCAGGACUGCCGCCUACGUCAACGCCAUAGAGAAAGUGUUCAAGGUGUACAACGAGGCUGGCCUGACCUUCACAUAAACGGCAGAGGCUUCUCCGCGUCUUCUGCUUCUGUCAUCCCGUCUCAGAUAUAUCCAUGUUUACAUGUAACCACCAGACUCGACUUUCCCCCUCCCCCUCCUCCUCCUCACAUGCCUUGUAGAGGACACGAAUGCUUCCGUCCAUAUAUAUUUUUUAACCCCUUUAAAUGUACACAAUGUGGUGUAUAGAGACCCCCCUGUGCCCCCAAAAUAUUGGUUUCCCCCCUACUUGAGGCUGCGCGGUAGAAAUCUGGUGCUCCUGCCCCGAUUUACAUGUUGUAAGGACUACGAUCUGUAAUUGGUUAAAAAAAAAAAAAAUCACUGGGGCAUUCUGAUUGUUCGUAAGCCCUUUCUGCCCCCAUCCCGAAAGCCGUUAAAUGCACUUGAGCGCGCAGGCCUUAGUGAGGCGUUUAAAUGGCCCGGUUGCGCGUUAACCUCCCCUGGCCCCUUCGGACGUAUGCUGCUAAAAUAGCAUUUUAUGACAUCAUCAUGUUAAGAUCUAGACCUACUAAUAUUAGAACAAACAUAGCACUUGUACAUACGCAGCUGGGUUUUAAGAACACGGCAGUAGACGUUCAUCUACUGCCCCCAUCAGGCAUUCGUGUCUUCAGCCGUCGCCCUUAAAUAAUCUGUGACAUCAGGUUGCAGGGAAGCUAAUGUUUCUCUUUAGCAGGAAGAGGACAUUCAUGGGGGUUUUAAUGUUUGGAACAUGGCGGCUUUUGUCAUUAUGUAAUGUUCUGUUCGUGUUCUCAUCAUGAUCCGUUCACGAGCUUCUGGAACAACCGGCUUAAAUGAUGUCCUACUAGAAUAACCAACAGAUGUUUCUGGAAAUAUUUUUUUAGCUCUCUAAGGCCUUCCACAUAAUAAAAACACAAGUUUUUACAAUGUUA
This is a messenger RNA of Spea bombifrons (plains spadefoot toad), 2627 nucleotides long. RefSeq names its product glutamate dehydrogenase, mitochondrial. Gene Ontology annotation, cellular component: mitochondrion. The transcript has 14 exons. Gene Ontology annotation, biological process: L-glutamate catabolic process. NCBI's taxonomy places the organism in Eukaryota, Metazoa, Chordata, Amphibia, Anura, Pelobatidae. Gene Ontology annotation, molecular function: L-glutamate dehydrogenase (NAD+) activity. The coding region runs from base 116 to 1738 and encodes 540 amino acids. The record is from RefSeq and is a predicted model, not a curated record.